Molecule: messenger RNA, 1623 nt
Organism: Chanos chanos (milkfish)
Lineage: Eukaryota; Metazoa; Chordata; Actinopteri; Gonorynchiformes; Chanidae
Gene: txlnbb
Product: taxilin beta b
Exons: 9
Coding region: 1-1623 (540 amino acids)
Molecular function (GO): syntaxin binding
Source: RefSeq, a predicted model, not a curated record
AUGGAAAGCUGCUGCCAACCUGCUGACGUAAACACCAACCAUGAUGUCCCUCACAUGGAUACAGCCCAGGGACAGCCUGUGGAUCUCACGGAGAAUUUGAGUCAGCAGCUUGAAGACAUCAUCAGCACGUACCAGCAAGAAGAACCUCCAGCAACACAGCUUGAGGAUGUGGAGGAAGAGGUGGUCACAAAAACCAAAGAAGCAGGCACAACCAAAGACCAAAAACGAGAGAAAAAGAUGCUUAAAAACCUUGGGAAAGAGGCUACACUUCUCAUGCAAAGCCUGAAUAAGCUUGGCACCCCAGAACAAAAACUGGAGGCUCUCAUUAAAAAGCAUGCUGAGCUGUUGGAGGAACAUCGUGCAGAUCAGAAGCAGCUGAAGAUGCUUCAGAAAAAGGUGAUGCAGAUGAUGAAAGAGAAGGACCAGCUGCAGAGUGAGCACAGCCGAGCUGUCCUGGCUCGCAGUAAACUCGAGGGGCUGUGCAGGGAACUCCAAAGGCACAAUAAGACUCUGAAGGAGGAAACUCUACAGAGGUGUCGAGAAGAUGAUUUGAAGAGAAAGGAGAUCACCACUCAUUUCCAGAACACACUCACAGACAUCCAAGCCCAGAUCGAGGAGCACAGCACACGCAACACCAAGCUGUGCCAGGAGAACAGUGACUUAGCUGAGAAACUCAAGAACCUCAUUGCUCAGUAUGACCAGAGAGAGGCGAAUCUUGAAAAGGUAUUCAAGCACAGAGACCUGAAGCAAAAGCUGGUGGAGACCAAGCUCGCUCAGGCAAACAUGAUGCUGAAAGAUGCAGAAGAGAAGCACAAGAUAGAAAAAGAACAUUUGCUGAAGCAGGCUGCAGAGUCAAAGCUACAAAUCAAACUUCUGAAAGAACAAGAGAACGAAAUGAAGGCUCAGCUGGCUCUAUACUCAGAAAAAUUUGAUGAAUUUCAAGGGACUGUAUCAAAGAGCAAUGGAGUAUAUGCUAGUUUCAGGCAGGACAUAGACAAGAUGACAAAGAAGAUGAGGAAGCUGGAGAAAGAAGCACUCACAUGGAAAUCCCGCUUCGAUGGCUGUAAUAAAGCUCUUCUUGAUAUGGUUGCAGAUAAAACCUUGAGGGACAAAGAAUUUGAACUCUUCACUGUAAAAAUCCAGAAACUGGAAAAGCUGUGUAGGGCACUGCAGGAAGAAAGGAAAAGCCUUUACCAGAAGCUCAAUGAGCCUCACCAGUCUGAUGCAGAGGCUGUAUCUGUUACAGCAGAGUCCACAGCGGAGGUCCCUCAAGAGCCAGCAACCUCUGAAAAACCCCUCAGUGAGACCACAGUGUCUGAGACACCUCUGUCCAGAGAGCUGGCCAGUCUGAAGGCUCAGCAGUCCAGGCUUCAAGAGAUUGCCACAGCCUUCACUAUCUCCCACAGUACAGACGAGCUUGCUAUCACUGCAGAGUCCAGUCAAGACUCAGAAACCUGUGGACAUUCUGAGAGCACAGACACAGCACCAGAUCAGCUGGAAUCACCAGAGCCAAACAUUGACCUGGAGAGGCAGAACUCCACUGAAGAGAUCACUGUGCCAACAGAAAUCUUAUCAGAUGAACUUCAGGAGGAGAGAGACAAAGAAAUGGAGACAGUUGACUAG